Molecule: messenger RNA, 1759 nt
Organism: Capsicum annuum
Lineage: Eukaryota; Viridiplantae; Streptophyta; Magnoliopsida; Solanales; Solanaceae
Product: protein WHAT'S THIS FACTOR 9, mitochondrial
Exons: 3
Coding region: 200-1468 (422 amino acids)
Molecular function (GO): RNA binding
Source: RefSeq, a predicted model, not a curated record
AUAGAUUAUAGAUAUAUAGAAGUGUUUCAAAAUAAUUUAUAUAUGGAGUGCUUAGAGCUUAGUGUUAUUAAUCCUUUCAAUUGCUCACCCCCUUUCCUCAGUUCUUGAUUCCUUUCCUUCUGCAAAACCCACUGUCAAUUACCCUAGCCCCCAUACCUUAUGCAGCACAAUUUCAUACUCAAAAUCACAAACCCCACAUAUGAAUUUGUUACAAAAAUCUCUACUCUCAACCCUAAAAUCCAUAGCCACCAAAAACCUUACUUUCCAUUACCACAAUCUUCAACAACACAGAACCAUAGUAAAAGUCCGUUUAAAAUGGGUGAAAAACAGAGGUUUAGACCACAUUAUCGAUGUCCAAACAGACCUUAAAGCAGCUUGUUUACUUAAAGAUGCUAUUGUCCGUUCACCAGUUGGUUAUCUUACUGCUAAGUCACUAACUGAUUCACAAAAACUUCUUGGACUUACUGUUCCUACACUUAGGUUCAUUAGAAGAUACCCUACUCUUUUUGAAGAGUUUCCUCACCCAAAGUAUCAAUCUUUGCCUUGUUUUAAGCUGACCCAUGUUGCUAAAAUUCUUCAUGAUCAAGAACUGAAGAUGUUUGAUGAUAAUCAGAGUGAUUUGGUUGUAACGGUUUCUAAAGUCCUUAUGAUGACAACUAACAGAAUGGUGGCGCUGCAAUCAUUACAUCCUUUGAAAUGGGAUUUGGGAUUGCCUGAUGAUUUUGAUAAGAAAUUAACUAAGGAAUUUCCAGAUCAUUUUAGGAUAGUUAAGGGAACAAACGGGUUGUCUUGCUUAAAGCUUAUUCAGUGGCCAGAAAAGUAUGCUGUUUCUGAGUUGCAAAAGAUGAAUGAUGAUAGCAGCUCUCCGGCGGGGUAUAGGGAAUUUAAAAGGGGCAAAGCUGCAUUGGAAUUCCCCAUGAAUUUCCCUAGGGGAUAUGGGGCACAGAAGAAGGUCAAGGCAUGGAUGGAUGAGUUUCAGAAGCUGCCUUACAUCUCACCUUAUGAAGAUUCAAGGGGAAUCGACCCCAAUAGUGAUCUUAUGGAAAAGAGAGUGGUUGGGGUUUUACACGAGUUCUUGAGCUUGACACUAUACAAGAAAACGAAGAGAAAUUACCUGAGAAAUCUGAGAGAGGAAUUAUACCUUCCACAUAGAUUUACUCGAAUAUUUACUAGGUAUCCAGGAAUAUUUUACCUCUCACUCAAGUGCAAGACAACGACUGUGGCAUUGAGAGAGGGGUACCGUCGUGGGAGACUUGUAAAUCCACAUCCUCUAACACGCCACAGGGAUAAGUUUCAUCAUGUUAUGAGGACUGGUUUAAUUUACCGAAGCAGAGGAGUGGACAUUUUGCCGCAGCUGGAGAAUGUGCCUGAUGAAGAAGAGAUUGAAUCGACUGAUGAAGAAGAGAUUGAAUCGAUUGAUGAAUGUGAUGGAACUUCUGAUGCAGAGACAGGUAGUGAUGAAGAUUAGCAUGCCUUCAACAAAGGGAAUUUCAUAGAGAGGAAGAUCUCUUGAGGAGCAAGCAUUUUAUGUGACUCUUGGUACCCUAUUAAGUGGAUCAGGAUGCAAAGAUAUCCCACAUUGCCAGAACAAGAAGUGGAACUGUUGGCUAUAAGUGAUACUUCCUGUCGGAAAAAUAUAAGAUAUCUACACCUUGUACUUUGUAGUAUAUACUAAGAUGAAAAAAUUCUUUUCUUUUCUGAAGCGGUAACAUAAGCAAAGAAAUACUCAUGAAUAAACUAUACUUUAUUCCUUCUCCAA